AUGGAAGAGGCUGAACGCAAAUUCAAGGAAUUUAAUUGGGCCGAUAGUCAGGGAUGGCGAAUUUACUGGGACAACUUGUAUCCAACUCCCCCCUUAUCCAAAGUAGAUAAGUUCAAACGUUCCUGGUUCAAGAGAAACGUAGAUUCUAAUAUAUCUUCAACACCACUGUCUGAGGUUGGCAAACAAACUCAACAAACUACUCCAAAUCAAUAUCGUUCGCAGGGCAACUUUGCUAUUUUAACUCUCGAGGCCGGUGUUAGAUUGUUGUACCUGCUUAUUACAGCACCUUUAUUUGUUCUACCACUAAUAGGAGUCAGGCUCAGUAGAUAUAUAUACUACCACUACUACAUAGACAUAGCGCUGUUAUUGAUCUUUCUAUUGUCUGGCAUCGUAAGGGAAAGAGGUCUACCGAAAAUGGAUUCCGUGUGGCUGGCAUCUGCUUUCUAUUCAGACAUGACACAAUAUAUAAUGUAUACAUGCAUCCUGAUGAUGUCCGCACCAAGGCCUGUUUAUCUGAUUUUACCCUUUCUAACUUGUCUAAUCGGGCUAAAUUCUCUGGCCGAAACAAAUUUAUCCAAACUGCCCAAAUGGCUUGAAAACAUAGUGGGUGAAAUAUUUAAGUAUACUAAGGAUAAUAUAUAUUGGUUAAUGCAAACUCGUGGCGAUGUUGAGUGUUAUUUGUUGUUUUAUAUUGUAUUCGGGUUCCUAACGAAAUCAAGCGCAGUUAUCACUUUAAUGGCCUACAUAAACUUUAUGAAGUUAAGGAUUGGCAUUGGUGAUCCCUUUAUAAUGUCUGCCUUCUCUAAAUUGCAUGGCUGCAUAGUGAAGUUGUUAUCGUAUGAUAUGUUUGGACAUAUACCUUUGAGGAUGUACUUGAAGAUAUCAGAGCUCUUAACUAAAUAUAUGUCGGGGCCAAGGCCGCAAUAUUAA
Molecule: messenger RNA, 930 nt
Organism: Babesia microti strain RI
Lineage: Eukaryota; Apicomplexa; Aconoidasida; Piroplasmida; Babesiidae
Product: conserved Plasmodium membrane protein, unknown function
Exons: 4
Coding region: 1-930 (309 amino acids)
Cellular component (GO): membrane
Source: RefSeq, a predicted model, not a curated record